GCCAGCGUCCCUGAGGACCUGGACGCCGACUGCAGCGCGCGACUCGGGCUUGCCCACAAUCGCCUCCCGAGGGUCGCCCGCGCGCAGUCUUUGCAUGGCGUUUCCGUGUCGCAUCGCGCGUCGCUCUUGUUGCGUUUACGAGGCGCCCAGGGAGACCGGACCGGAUAGACGCUCUCCGUUGUGGUGCGAACGCCACAGUUCUUCACAUAGCCAUAGCGCCCCCGCAGGAAGACUGGAGCGCGAGGCUUGUUGUGAACACCACAUAUGGACUUAGUCGACCACCGCAAGCGACAAUUCAAUGCGGGUAGCACAUGAGCGAGAGGGCAACAGCCGCUUGGCACGUCCCACUGUCAAUGUGCUCUGCCAAUCUUCGCGAAGCCUGCGACACAACGUAAGUUUGGGUUCUGUCGCAUGGCCAACUUCCGAAAUGGCUGCAGUCUUUCAUUCAGGGCCCCAACUCUACUUGCCAAUCUGCGCAUGAGCAUCGCACAUUGUGCCCCCGGUUGGCAGUCCGAUCCCUCGUCUGGCUGCGGUUACCGCGCACGUCGAGCUGUUGGCCGCACAUAGGGGGCUAUCCCUGUUCGGGAGCAGGCGCGCCCUGGACGCGUCCAACCAGGCCCGGCGGUGCCCUGAGCGGUGGCACGGUCGCAGUUGCGGGCAGCACGGGACCGACGUUCCCUCUUCCGGCGAUGCGACCCUCGCGCUGCGGCUGCCCUCGAUAGCAACGUGUCUGCUUAAUAGGUGCGCAUCGCUUGCAUACGCGAGCCGGCGGCAAGCCACCCCUAUCACGCAAGCCACGAGGUGGUGACGCUGAGGUCUCAGAUCUGCUCGCCGCUAGACGCGAUUCGGGCUUCUGUCAUUCGACUUGGCUCGCAGGACUUCGCGCAGCGGCGCAUGGAAAGCGGUCUCUAUCUGAUUAGACAAGGGCCAGGUGCUAACGUCGCUGGGACAGGCCUCCAUGAUUACCAGUUCCC
Molecule: messenger RNA, 974 nt
Organism: Dichomitus squalens LYAD-421 SS1
Lineage: Eukaryota; Fungi; Basidiomycota; Agaricomycetes; Polyporales; Polyporaceae
Exons: 1
Coding region: 299-481 (60 amino acids)
Source: RefSeq, a predicted model, not a curated record